This is a messenger RNA of Oreochromis aureus, 4178 nucleotides long. It is a transcript of the gene hoatz, whose product is annotated as HOATZ cilia and flagella associated protein. Gene Ontology annotation, biological process: cilium assembly. The record is from RefSeq and is a predicted model, not a curated record. NCBI's taxonomy places the organism in Eukaryota, Metazoa, Chordata, Actinopteri, Cichliformes, Cichlidae. The coding region runs from base 82 to 549 and encodes 155 amino acids. The transcript has a single exon.
AUGGUGACCACAGUAAACAAGAGCGCUGUUAUCUGUUUAAAUUAAAAGUUUCUCUGAGCUGUUUCUGGCCUGAAAGCUCAAAUGUCGGUCCAGGCGGAUCCUCCGGAGCAGGAGGAGGCUGAUCUGCUCUUCAUCGUGUUUGAAGGAUCCUCCCCGGAGGAUGUGUCCCACGCCAGGCAGCUGUGGAGCUCCCUGUCCCUGCUGCCGCCGCUAGAGUCCCGGCUAGUGUCGGCGGAUAUCCACCAGAGGCUGCCGGUGUCCCGGCCGCAGCGCAGCGGGAGCACCGCCGCCACAGGUCCCGCUCCGGAGCCGCAAAGAGUCCCCGAUCCCCGGCAGCGGCAGGAGGAGAGGCGGCGGUACGCGGCCAUGGGCGACCAGAGGAAGGAGAUCCUGGCUCUGCUGAGGAGGCAGAGGGAGCGGAGGAUCCAGAAGGAGCUGCUCUCUGUGGCCUUCAAGCCCAAAGGAAAGGUCGGCAGAGAAAACGAAGGAAAAGAAAAGCCUGAGGAGGACUCUGAGGAGGACAGGGAGCUGGUCAGGCAGCUUCAGUAGAAGGAAACUGGGAGUGUAGAGAGGAGCAGGUGUGUUUGAGAUAUUUCUGACUGCAGGAUUAAAGUGUUCAGACAACGAAACGUCUCUCACACACAUUCCCUUAAUCCAUCAAAACCAGUUUAUCCAUAUGACUGUUAGCGUCUUCAGUAUGGGCACACUAUGGGAAAAAACAGAUAUGUAAAGCAGUGAAAACAAGUAUUAUAAGGGGAGCCAAACAACUCCGGUGGCAACUAAAUAAUAUUUUAAAUACAGGAAGAUUAAAAUGUUUAAUUUAUGUUUAACUAGGAAAAAUUAACCACAUUACAUUUAUAUGCAAAGAGAAUGCCUUAUAGGUCAAAAAUGUUUUUGAGUACAUAGUCACCAGCAGCCCAUCUAAGUUUAGGGGGUGGGUGUUCAGUUAACAUCCAGCCCUUUUUGAAGAAUUCUGUAAGGGGGCAACAUGUAUGUUUUUUAUCCACAUAAUUGUAUAGAUAUCUGCACCCAUCUAGCCAGAUUUUAUUUAAAAUCUCUUUAUUGGAGAGGUAACAACCUCUGCUUUCUAAAAACAUUCCUAAAUGUCAUGGACAAAAAUAAAACCUAUUUAUUCUGCUGAUGAGCUGGUGGGUCAUAAGAAACUAUAUCUGCUAAUGAGCUUCACACAGAGAACAGAUGAGGCGUGUUUUGUAGUUUUAAUCUGAUAUUUUUAUGUAAAUAAGAAUAAUCUGAUUGUGUUUGGAGUGUUAGACUGAUACUGGUGUCAAGCACAGCGUACACAGCAGUUUGCUUCAAACAGCAUUACAUAAUGUGAGGUGAAGCCUGUGUGGAUAUUCAAAUUCCAAAUGUCCAGUGGAGAAGGGCCGACCAUAAUAGGAUAAGAAGAGUCCUGCUGACUGUUGACUUGAGCUAAUUUGGUUAAAGUUUUCAAAGCACACAGAAGCCCAUCGCCUACAAACGCUCUUUAACCUCUCAAACCCAGAUUGGGAGAGUAAGUCACUCUUAAGUGAGUCUAAAAUGAUCCACCACUCAAAAUCCAAGUAUACGAGUAUCAACAAUGCCCUUCAGCACUGGCUGUAAUAAGAACCUGUCAUUAGUACCUUUCCUAAUGAUCAUUUCUUUUAUGGCAUCGUUGAAACUUUAAUAUUGGAUGUUUAGGAGAUCCUAAUGUGACCCAAUCUAACCGUAACCUUUGACAGAAGUUCGGUAAGGGCUUUACUGCUUUAUUACUUCUUCUUAUGUCAUAUUAUUGGAUUGUCAGUCAUCUGUGAAGUACUUUGAAGUUCACCAACCUGCUUGAAAGGUGCUUACAAGUAUGAUUUAUUAUUUCUCAAAGAGAGUUGCAGAACGUACCAUUAUGAACAUCAACAGGCUUGGCACUGUAUAAUAACUCACACAGAGUUUAUAUCACGAUAUGUGAGGUUUCAAAAACACCUCUCCUCUUAUAGUGUGGUGUAAGAGUGAGGCCUCAGAAGUAGCAGUCCCACUGGUUUCUCCAUAGGGAUUUGGAUUCUGAGUAAUAACACCGUGACCACCCAAUCAGACCUACUUUGGGCUGCGACACUGUGAAUGCUCCGACAUCUUCCUCCUUUAGAUUUGGACAGCCUUCAUUUGGAGCACCUGAGAGUUUGUCCCGUUCAUUCCCGGCCUUUCUGAGAGGGCAGUUGCGUCGGUAACUGCACUCAGAUCUGUCUCUUGUCAUCAUCGUGGUCUGAAAACACUGUGAUACUCAACUGGAGGUUCAAAAUAGGACUUCUCCAAACCAGUGUUUGAUGUCAUAGUGGCUAUGCCCAUCUUUUACGUACACUCUAUAACAGGGGUGGGGGAACUCUGGGCCUCGCGGGUCCUGCAGGUUUUAGAUGUGUCCUUGAUCCAUCACAGCUGAUUCAAAUGGCUAAAUCACCUCCUUAACAUGUCCUGAAGUUCUCCAGAGGCCUGGUAAUGAACCAAUCAUUUGAUUCAGUUGUGAUGACCCAGGGUGAGAUCUAAAACAUGCAGGACACCGGCCCUCGAGGCCGGGAGUUCCCCACCCCUGCUCUGUAAGACUACCUUUUUGAAGCCUUUGUCAUCAUCAUCUUGGUAUUUGAAUACAAGCUUAGAGCUGUUGAGUUAUCAGCUCAUGCUAGAAGUGGUUAUCUCGGUGGAUCUCAGUUUCCUGCCCGGUCUCAUGACAAAACAUGAAACAGUCGCGUAAAAGUAACGUGUGCAUAAACUGACAUGUUUUUCUUUGGUUUUUAACCUUCAGUAUGCCUCGAGUCUGCAGCACGUCUGUUUUCAAACCACCUCAGAGCUUUAAAAAAACAAGGCAGCUGCUGCUGUAGGAGCUGUUUACGAGUUUGUAGCUGAAUAAUUAGAACAAGUUGAAAGUUUAAGUAUUUAUACAUGUUUAUGUGUUUUGAUUAGGUUAUUUUUAUUUAGCUUGGUAUUUAGUCUUAUUUUUCUUUUGGUUUUUUAGUUGUUUUUGAGAAGGUAGAGAGGUGCAGGACCAGCAUGCACUAAAGAAUCCAUUUUUUUUAGCAGUACAAAGGAUAAAAUAAACCAUAAAUUCCACUGAUUUUAUUUGACUUCUUUUUCCUGCAUACAUUAUUUGCUCAUCAUGCAUCAGUGUCCUUUUAAAUGGUGGUUUUUAAGUUUGAAUGUGACAAAUAGCCACUACAGUUGUAUUUUAACGCAAAUCCUAAUCUUUUUCUAACUGAACAGUGUUGGUGUCAAACAUUGAAUGAAAAUUAAAUAAAUCUGUGAAAGAGAAUCAUAAACUGCAAAAGUAAUACCACAGAAAAUGUAAAACUGUGCAUCCGUGUGGGACUUGCACUUAUUCUUGUUUAAAAUUCUUCCUACAGCUCAAAUAAUUGUUUUCAGAGAUUCUUCUUUAAAGUUUAAGGGAAAUAUUUGGAAGCUUGAUUUAUGCAAUGGUUUCAAAUGUGAUCAUUUCAGCAGCUGAUGAUUUAAAGAUGAUUUUAGAGGUGGUUGCAGUGACGACAAUUCACCAUAAGAUGUCAGUAAAAGUUCAUUUGUGGGAAAUCUCCUGAGAUGAAGCUGUUUAUUUUCCACACUGCAAUCCCUCCGAUGGUUAUUUGUUUGCUCAGACUACUUUCACCCAAAUAAUUUAUCACGGCACCCUGCAGCUCCGAGGCUGUGCCGGUGGGUGAUAUCUUAGCUCGGCAGUCUCUCCUCUCUCAGGGCUGGAAAACAGAUCGCUGUAAUAUCUGCCCGCCAGCUGUUGCCCGCUCUGUUUGCUGCAUGCGCUUCAUCACCGCUCUUAUGAGACGCAGCUCUCUGAGGGAGUAUUACGGUCAGUGGAAACUGAUGUUCCUGAUAUUUACCUGACAUUUCACACAGAGCCAGGAGACUCUGGGAGCUGAUCUGCUGAAGCCCGGUGUCGGCAACACGUUGCUGAAAAUCCAACUUCUUCUCUUUCAGACUCGCUCAGGAGAAACUUCUUUAAAAAUACAUGAAGCUUUCAUAAAUUCUUAAAUGCUGUAAACAGGAUCUGUGGGCGAAUCAAAUGUUAAAUUUUCUUUGUAAAUAUUUUCUGAUGAUCUGAAUCAAUGAUGUUUUAUUCCCUGAUGUCAUUUCCUUUCUUUAAACAUAUUUCCCAUAAAUACUUAAUACUCACAUAUUCAUUAUUUAAAAGAUACGACUCUUAUUUCAUAUAA